CAAACAUUGCGAAUGACAGCUCGAAAAGUCAGGCGUUGUUUUAUUUUCUGUUGUUGUUGACAAGUGAGUGACGCUUCAACUGUAAAAAAUAAUUCAUUUGAUCUUUUACACUCUCUCGUUAAAAUUGUGAAUUUCAAAUUUAUCCAAAGUGAAAUAAUAGAUUGUUUUCAAAUUUUUACGAUUUCCGUUGUUUACACGAACUUUGAAGAAUUGGUUGAGCACAAGGAAAAGAAGUUUGCACCAAAAUUUGAGAACCAUAAACAUUCUGAACAAAAAUGGACUAUUUAAACUGCUACAUCUGCAAUUCUGAAACAAAGCUGCACAAUAGCGUGCGAAUACGGACGAAGACGAAAUAUUCUGGUAUCGGUGUUCACGAGAUUAUACAGAGUUUUUUGAAGGAAUCUCACACGCUGCGAUUCAGCCCAAAUGACAUCGUUUGCGAGCGAUGUUUUCAGAAAAUCAACCAGUAUGAUUUGGCGUGUCGAAUGGCCGACGAAAUUCAACAAGAUGUUACAAAUGCAUUGUACGCCACUGAACAGCAAUAUAUAAGCGAAGAACCAGUAGAAUACCUGGAAGAUGUACAAAGUGAAAAAAAUUCUUGCCAAAAAGAUUUCGAAGAAUUUCAGGACCAAUAUGAUAUGCAGAAUGUACAAGAGAAAGGCAAUAAUCAAGCGGAGAACAUAGAAACAGUGCACAUAUCGAGCAUUGAUGACGCAAUAGAAGAGGUGCUCGAUCCAUCAAAAAAGCAAACCAAUGACUUCACACCAGCUAAGCGGAAAAGUCACGCCGGCUGUGAGGAGUGUGACAUUCCAUUCGGUACCAAAAAAGAGCUGAAGCAACAUCAACUACGCUAUCAUACCCCAAAGAAGUGUGGAGUUUGCCAAAAGGUGUUCGACAAUCAGUUGGAACUGAGAAAUCAUGCACGCCAAGAUCAUGAAAUUGAACACUGCUCAAAUGAUGAGGCUGAAUCCAGUCGUGGAGAAGUAUCAACCGGCGAAAGCGAUAGCAAUCUUCGAUGCGAAAUAUGUGGCAUCACCGAAAGCACCAAUGAGUCAUUAGCCAACCAUGUCGGUUUACAUGAGAAUCAGCUGAAAUGUGUGGUGUGUAACACGAUUUUGAAACAUCGAGCCAACCUGGUCUUACACAUGCGGAUUCAUGCCGACAAGAAAUUCUUCAAAUGCGAUAAAUGCGAAAAGACCUUUGUGCACAAAUCAUCACUUCGGAUGCAUUUACAAACGACGCACACCGAAGUUCGUAACAAACAGUGCCCAGAAUGUCCGUUGAAAUUUAAAACAACGUCACAGCUCAACCAGCACCUAGUAACGCACACUGGCAUCAAAAGACACCAAUGCCCAGAAUGUGGCAAAGCAUUUGGCCAAAAGUACAAUAUGACAGCUCAUUAUAAAUCACAUUUUUUCAACAAAGUCCAAAGACGCGUGCGAACCCGAACCAAGCCAACUUCCACCGUUCAUAUGAAAAUGGAAAUGUAAUAACUAUUACAUAUCACCAAUAAAAUUGAUUCGAUCCAUUAACUAGAUUCUGAUGUUUUGUGUGCGCAUUGGUGAGUGGCGCCAUCUGGUGACAAACCGCUCCAUCUCCUCAAUCACUUUGACAUUCAAUAUGCAUUCUUUCUUCGAUUCAUUGAAUUUGUAAACACGUGCAUACACUUUUGGAAUAAUAACUGCGAAAUUGGUUGCUUCUUGGUAAAUAAUUCGUUAAACACUACAAAAUGCCGAAGGUGAUAGCUGAAAAGAAACACCGAAUCCACAAUGAAGUACAGAAACAAGGAAUUGUAUUCAAUAAGGAUUUCGGUCAGCACAUUUUGAAGAAUCCUCUGGUUAUCACAAGCAUGCUGGAGAAGUCAGCCUUGCGACCGACAGAUGUUGUGUUGGAAAUUGGUCCUGGUACGGGAAACAUGACGGUGAAAAUUUUGGAAAAAGCGAAAAAAGUGGUUGCCUGUGAAAUCGAUCCUCGGCUUGUGGCUGAGUUACAGAAGCGUAUCCAAGGAACGCCAUACCAAUCCAAAUUGCAAAUUCUUAUCGGCGAUGCGCUCAAGUCAGAGUUUCCAUUCUAUGACAUUUGCAUUGCAAACGUACCGUAUCAGAUCAGUUCACCGCUUGUGUUCAAACUGUUACUGCACCGGCCGAUCUUCCGAUGUGCCGUACUUAUGUUCCAACGAGAAUUUGCUCAGCGUCUCGUGGCCAAACCGGGCGAUAAGUUCUAUUGCCGCUUGAGCAUCAAUACACAAUUGUUGGCUCGUGUCGAUAUGCUCAUGAAAGUUGGCAAAAAUAACUUCAAACCACCACCAAAAGUUGAAUCGAGCGUUGUGCGUAUCGAACCCAGAAAUCCACCGCCAGCAAUCAACUUCACCGAAUGGGAUGGCCUCACUCGGAUCGCCUUCUUGCGCAAAAACAAAACACUGGCCGCUUCGUUCAAACAGUCUUCGGUUUUACAAAUGCUUGAAAAUAACUACAAACUGCAAGCUUCGCUGCAAAAUCAGGAAAUCAGUCCCGAUUUUGACAUCAAACAACUAGUCGAAAGUGUAGAGGCUGAAGCCAGCGAAAAACGUGCCCGCACAAUGGAUUUGGACGAUUUCAUGAAUUUAUUGUACUGUUUCAAUAAGCAUGGCAUUCAUUUUAGUUAGAUAUUAUAUUACAUGAAUAAAUCAACGUUUAUUGUUACACUCAAAAUAA
Molecule: messenger RNA, 2693 nt
Organism: Sitodiplosis mosellana (orange wheat blossom midge)
Lineage: Eukaryota; Metazoa; Arthropoda; Insecta; Diptera; Cecidomyiidae
Product: probable dimethyladenosine transferase
Exons: 6
Coding region: 1730-2644 (304 amino acids)
Biological process (GO): regulation of DNA-templated transcription; rRNA methylation
Cellular component (GO): mitochondrial matrix
Molecular function (GO): rRNA (adenine-N6,N6-)-dimethyltransferase activity; DNA-binding transcription factor activity, RNA polymerase II-specific; RNA polymerase II cis-regulatory region sequence-specific DNA binding
Source: RefSeq, a predicted model, not a curated record